GAGCUGGGGAAGCGGGCGGUCGGACUGGAUGUAGCAGCUGAAAUUGCAGAGCGCUGGUAAAGAAUGGCAGUGAGGCUGUAGAGGGCUUUGCGGGCACUGCAGGAGAGCUGAAGCGCUGAGGGAACGUGUGGGUGAUGAAAGCUGGCAUGAGGAGCUCGGAGAGGAACGCUUGAGCAGAUCUAGAGGAAAUUACAUGUUUUUUUUCUCCAAGCGAGGGAUGGACCUGCUACUGCUGCUGCUGGUGGUGGUGCUGGGGCUGUGUGGCAGUGCCAGGACUGUGUGGCACAACCAGCGGAACGGCCUGGCUCACGCACAGGCGGGCACAGUGCCCAGAGCGGCCAGCAGACACAGGAACUGGUGUGCGUACGUGGUGACGAAGACGGUGAGCUGUGUUGUUGAAGACGGAGUGGAGACGUACGUAAAACCUGAAUACCAGCCGUGCACAUGGGGGGUGCAGUGUGCACGCUCUGUAAUGUAUCGAACUUACAUGAGGCCCAGAUAUAAGGUGGCCUACAAAAUGGUGACAGAAAUGGAGUGGAAAUGCUGCCAUGGAUUCAGUGGAGAGGACUGCAAUGAUGGAUCUGCCACCCAGAUAUCCACAGCCAGACCAUGGCCUAAGCCCUCAAACCCUGGACACACGGGUUCCAGCACAGGCACUGGGCAGAGCGGAGCAACUGGGAGAGGUGACAGUGAAAAGAUGAAGCAGCUUGAAGACAAAAUUCAGAGUCUGACAAAAGACCUCCACGACCUGCAAUCAACUUUACGUGGCAUGAACGAGAGGUUUCAGGAGGAGAUGCGUAAGCCUGGCUUUGGUAACGGUGCCAAAACGCCAGCCGAUGCAGCCCAGCCUGAGAUGAAAGAGACCAUUCACAACAUCCAGACCAAGCUAGACCAGCUGGACAACAGAACUCAAGCUCACGAUAAAACUCUGGUCAGCAUCAACAACCACCUUGUGAAUGGCAGAGGAGGAGGGAAUGAUUUGGAUGUGGAAGGUGGUGAAGAAGGUGGUGGAUUUAACACCAUGAAGGAGGAGAUUCUGCAAGAAUUGGAGCACAGAGUCACUGUUUCAUGUUCUGCUUGCCAGGCUGGGGUGGAAGAUUUGAGGAAGCAGCAGCAGAGGGACAGAGAGCACAUACUAUCUUUGGAGAAGCAGAUUAAUGCCAUGGACCAGCGGCACCGCCAAUCUCUGGACAGCUUGCGUAGAGACCUGAGUCGAUCUCAAAGCUGCUGUGAUUCAGUCAUGGACCUCAGAGAAAGACUUGGCGAAGUGGACAAAAAGCUAAUCCAAACAUCAGAGACUUGCGAAAGUCUGCAGGAUCGCAUGGACAAGAAGCUGAGAGAAACUGGAGUUGGUGGAAGUGUUGGAGGAGGAAUAGGUGGAGGUGGGCUGGGGCCAAGAGUAACAGAGGACACCUUCAAUGAUUAUUUGAGAGAUCUAGAAAGGCGGCUUAACAACACUGUUCAAAGGACGGAAGAGAACUACGCCUACCUGGAGAAUGACUUGAAGGAUUUGUUCCACAAUGAGCUGAGAAACCUGCGGAAUGACAUCAGCAAUCGCCUUGAUCACCAAGAUUACAAGAUUGCAGAAGUGGAAUUGGACCUUGGGGUUGUCAAAGAGACUGUGUUUGAUCUGGACAAGCGCUUGUCCCGGCUGGAGAAUGUCACAUCUCAUCUAGACAGGAGGAUAAGUGAAUGCUCUUUGUGCUCUGGAUCUGGGGGCGUCUCUGGAACUGGCACAGGUUCCAAACAAACCCCAGGAGGAAGUGGUGGCAGCAGCCCAGAGGAUACAGUGAAGUCUCUGGAAUGGAAGGUUAUUGCCAAUGAGCACGAGAUCAAGAGGUUCGACACAAGACUAAAAGACCUCUCUGUGUCCGGAGACUCUCUCAUGGACAAAAUAAUCGACCUCAGCCACGAUAUCCGCAAGAUUAAAGCACUGACUGGGGACAACGGGGAACAUUUCAACAGAAUUGUAACUGAGAUUGAGAACUGUGAUCUUUGCAGGUCAGUGCAAGAUGAUGUGAAGAAACUGAAGAACAUCACAAACCAUGUUCUGGACAAGUGGCAAACUGAUAUGAACUACAUAAAAGGGAAAGUCAAUUCUGGACAGACAGUGUGCUCAGAGGUGUGCUCUAACCUGCAAGAGGAAGUCGGUAAACUGAAGGAAGAGGUACAGAAAUGUGGAGGGCAGUGCAAGAUUUCUUUGGAGACUCCCACUGGAACAGGAACCGAAAGUGGUCUGGAUCACUCGCAGAAACCUCUCGAUGGACAUAGCGUCAUCAGCAGCAACCAUGGCAACCUCAGGUCUAUCCAGGGACAGUUGUCUGAGGUCAUCUUGACUUUUAGCUCCAUCAAUGACACUCUGAAAGGGUUGGAGCACAGCGUCCACAAACACGACAGCGUGAUCACUGAUCUGGGUAACACCAAGGACAAGAUUAUCUCAGAGAUUGACAAGAUCCAACAGGAGGUGACAGAGCACAUAGAGGACAGCAAGCUGCGUUUUGACAACAUGGACCAGGACGUGAAGCGCUUUGGGAACAACUUUGUGGUAGAGAUGGGUGACUGCAAGAGAACCGGCGAUGGCCUGGACAAGAGACUUUCCAAACUUGAAGGAAUCUGUGGCCGGCUGGACUCUGUUUCUGACAACUUGCAGAAAAUCAAAGAAGGCCUUAAUAAGCAUGUGUCCAGCUUGUGGAGCUGUGUCAAUGGACUUAACGCUACAGUGACCUCCCACAGCAGUUUCAUUGACACCAUCCAGGACACCCAUCUGGACGGCAUCCACGGCAAGAUCAAGCAGCUCAACUCUUCUCUGCUCCACAUUCUCAAGCAGGUCCAGAGCAUAUACCUAACAGAACAAGACCUAACAGGUCUACCUGGCCCACCAGGCCCUCAGGGAGAAAGAGGAUAUCCAGGACUUCCAGGACCACAAGGGCCACCAGGAAAGGAAGGACCACUUGGUAAACCAGGUGUGGAAGGACCAAGAGGACCACAAGGUUCCACGGGGCCACAAGGUCCUCCAGGUGAAGAUGCCACCGUCCCGAGUAUCUCCUUCUCUGCCGCUCUCACUAAACCCAUGACUACUUCUGGAACUAUAGUCUUUGAUAAGAUCUUUGCCAAUAAAGGAGGUUUUUAUGAUCCAGAAACAGGCAUCUUCACAGCGCCUCGAGACGGGUACUACUUCUUCAGCGCCAUCCUGACGGGCCACAAGAACGAGAAAAUCGAGGCCGUCCUGUCCAAGGCAAACUACGGUGUGGCGCGUGUGGACUCCGCAGGAUACCAGCCCGAAGGCCUGGAGAACAAACCGAUGGUCGAAGCCAAACCGACGCCCGGCUCUCUGGCUGUUUUUAACAUCAUCCUGCCCCUGCAGGCGGGCGAUCCUGUCUGUGUUGACCUGGUGAUGGGUAAACUAGCCCAUUCGGUGGAGCCUCUCACCAUCUUUAGUGGGGUUUUGCUCUUUGAGGACAAGUAAGAAGCUCUGAACUCCUGGCUGGUAGGAGCAGAACUGCCUGCGUGACACAGAGGUGAACGACGACCAGCCAGAAAGAACGACGGGGCCAGAAAACGACCCACAGAAUGACGUUUGCCAGCUGGAGAUGCAGAUGCACACUUGGUACUCUGCUUUUCUUCCCACUGAACCCUGUGAACUCCUUGGAGACAGAAUAUAAUUUUAAAACAGAGGAACUUUCUCUUGAUAUGUUAUCCUACCCCCCACCCCACAAGCUGGAGAAGUGUUUUAUCAGAUACUACUGCGAGUUUUUUCUUUCUUUUUUUUUUUUUUUUUGAUGUUAUUAUUGAUACGCCUCCAUUUUAUAGGACUCACGGGCAUGGGUUAUGAAUUUGAGCUCAUGCACCAAAUCCUUUGACCAUGAGGUCUGUUUGACUUCCCGUGUACGCCGCUGCCGACUACAGUAUUCACCUGCCAAAGUGCUAAACUCACAGUCAAGGUUUAGGGCUAAGCUAACAGGGAGGUUUGAAGAGGUUAAUUUGUUCUGAUGAAGAAUAAAGUCAUAUUGUGUUGUGAACGUUAUUAAUACUGUGUGCCUUUCAGACUGUACCUGUGCCUCAGUGACUUUUUUGGGGUAAAAGCUUUAAACCUGCACCUGCUUUAUGGACCAUGAGUCCCCUGUCUCGACACAAUAAACCAAAACAUUACUCAACGUUGAGUAACAGUUAAUCCAUUAAUAGUUCAGCAAUCAAAGCUGACCUACCUGCACUCCAGAAGGUGUUCUCUGCUGUGAGGUUGGACUAGUUUUACAGAACGCUGGUGUCAGUGUCAAUAUCCCAUAUGAUCCAUGUACAUAUCUGCUUUAAAAAUCAUAGGAACCAUUAAAAGGUUCUGUUGGAACUGGUGGUGUCCAAUAGUCAGUAAUGGUAUUCUGUUUUCCUGAUGGGUUGAUGUCACAGUGUAAAGAUGCUCUGAUUCCAGAUGCAUUUGAUGGUUUCCUAAUGAGAUCUGCAGGUGUCCUUUAGCCAAUUCCCAUUAGAAUCAACAGCAUGAGGUUUAAUCCUAGUGGAUCUAAUGGUCUUUUUUAGAAGGGCAUGUCAAUACAUAAACAUCUACAAAAUGUAGGAAUUGGGACCAAAUCCUGGUUUAGCAAUACAGAGAAUAUAACGUCAUGUCUGCAGGUUUACAAGUGCAGUAAUAUGAAUAAAAUGCAGAUAUUGUUCUGCAGCAGCCCAUAAACCUAAUAUUUCUCCUGCUGAUUGCUGUAAGUUUAAUUAAAGAUUAUUUAACCCAUGUCUAGACACUUUUACUUGUUUUUAGUCAUUUUAUUAAGUAAAAUGAUCUCAUUGUGUUGGCAGAUUGUUUUGCUUGUUGCAAGAAAUGAGCUUGAAACCAGCAACAUUAUUUAUCAGUACAGUGAAAUUUUCCAUUUUACUUAAUAAAAUGACCCAAAACAGGUUAACAAUGUCUAGAAAUAAGCUAGAUAGUCUAAUAAGUGCACAACCAGCUCAAAAUGGUAAAUAUGAGACAUAUUGACUAGGUUUAAGAUCAUUUCACUUGACAAUAUCAAAUUUUUUGCAGUGUAUUGGAUUGAAAUAAAGGUCAAAUGCAAUCAUC
This is a messenger RNA of Pygocentrus nattereri (red-bellied piranha), 5059 nucleotides long. RefSeq names its product elastin microfibril interfacer 1b (gene emilin1b). The record is from RefSeq and is a predicted model, not a curated record. The coding region runs from base 194 to 3466 and encodes 1090 amino acids. The transcript is spliced from 8 exons. NCBI's taxonomy places the organism in Eukaryota, Metazoa, Chordata, Actinopteri, Characiformes, Serrasalmidae. Gene Ontology annotation, molecular function: protein binding.